Harpegnathos saltator (Jerdon's jumping ant) is the source of this 3539-nucleotide messenger RNA. RefSeq names its product synaptogyrin. Gene Ontology annotation, cellular component: synaptic vesicle membrane; neuromuscular junction. Bases 81 to 752 code for a protein of 223 amino acids. The record is from RefSeq and is a predicted model, not a curated record. The transcript is spliced from 5 exons. NCBI's taxonomy places the organism in Eukaryota, Metazoa, Arthropoda, Insecta, Hymenoptera, Formicidae.
CACCCCCAUUCGCGAGAUGGCGGCGCAUGCGCGAUUGGUCGUUACGAGAGCUUUGAAAUCUCCGCUUCAGUCGCACUAAGAUGGACGGUGGAGCGUACGGUGUCGGAAAGGCCGGGGCACCUUUCGAUCCGAUCGCAUUCGUCCAACGACCGCAGGUUGUUCUAAGGGCGGUAUGUCUGCUCUUUGCAAUAAUUGUAUUUGGUUGUAUAAGCAGCAAGGGCUAUCUUCCAAAGGAAGAUGGGAAGGAAGUUUGUCUUUACAAUGAUGACAAUAAUGCUUGCAAUUAUGGGGUCGGUAUUGGAGUAUUGGCAUUUUUGGUCAGUAUUGGAUUUCUUGUUGGUGAAUACUUGUUUGAACAGAUGUCGUCUGUCAAGACUAGGAAACAUUUUGUCCUGAUAGACUUGGGCUUGUCAGGUCUCUGGUCUUUCUUGUAUUUCGUGGGAUUUUGUUACUUGACAAAUGCAUGGAAUAAUUCUUUAAGACCAAAAGAUGGAUAUGGCGUUAAUAAUCUGCAAGCGGCUAUUGCAUUCUCAUUUUUCUCCAUUUUCACUUGGGCUGCUUGCGCUUGGUUUGCAUUUCAAAGAUUUAAGCAAGGAACUGACGCGGCGUUUGCUCCGAGUUACGAGGCAGAUCCUGUCGGUGGCACAGGAUAUACAAGUUAUCCUGAUGCUACCGAUACUGCUUACCAAGAACCGCCAUUUGGGCAACAGCAGCAACGGGGUAUGGGUGACUUCCAAGCCCCAGCUUAUUAGGAGUCAUCCAUAGUCAAUACCAAAAUAUAUUUCCAUCGGAUUGCACAGCGAACUACUUACGAAAGAAGAUGGUUUAGAAUAAUUUCUUAAAACAAGAUUAUAUUGUUUUUCAUCACCUGUUUUGCUUAAAGACUAAAGAAAAACUUCAUUCGCUGAUAGGUCGCUGGGCAGCGUGGUCGUAGAGUAAGUUUUCAUGGCAAGAUAUAGAAGGAAGUUAUUUGUUAAACUGUGCUUCUUAUUGUUGACCACUUGUAAGUUACACUUAUAUCCGUACGCCCGAUGUCACAAAAAAGCAUUAGGUGUGUUUGAAGAAUAUCAUACGCGUUACGCCUGGACAUAUGCAUUACGACGGAUAUUAAUGACCAUGAAGUAAAUAUGAUAUCUUGUAACGAGUAACUUAUAGCAACUCCAUAAUAAGUAAGAACUAGUACAUGCACAGGCUAUGUAUAUUUUAACGUUGUAACGUGUUCAUAGUAAACGCGAUUUAACUGUAACAAUAAUAACAAUGCGUUGCAUUGUCAUGAAAUUAGUAUAUUAAAAACAAGUACACAAAGUGUAGGUUUGUGAUGAAUAAAUUUCGUGUAAGUCAACGUAUGCGUUGAUUAGAGAGUGAGAGACAACAUUUAAAUUGUUUCGUUUUCCUUUCUAGUACUUAAUCAAUUUCACUUAUAUUUCGUUUGCGAGGUAGCGUAGUAGCGUUACGAAAGUAUACUUUGCACUAAACGGUGAUAAAAGGGUAAAGCAAAGUUUUUCUUUUUUAUUAAUAUAAAUUCUUAUAUAAAGACAUAUUUGCAUACAAAAGUUGUGUGACAUCCGCACGAUGUCAAUUCACGUAGAACUUGUGUAUAAAUUACCUGCGAUAUUGACUAUUGCAAUAUAUCUUGAACUUUCAUAUUUAAGUCCUGCUACAAAACUUUUGUCCAUCGAUGCUAUCAAUGUGUAUGUCCAACAAAUCAUUGAUGCGAAAAAAAUCAAUUUAUCAACAAAUAUAUUACAAAAGAAGUUCAUAUUUUCGAUGAUUUAUAAUUAUUUAUUUGGUACAUAAUCUCAGGAAGACAUUGUACAAUUAUUUAAAUAUUAUUUAAAUAUUUUUAUUUAUGCUGCACUUUUGCAAGAUAGAUGUAUUGCUAAACAUUGAAUCUCAAUUAUAAAUUUAUCCAAAUUUGAUAUACACGCGCAACGAUUUUUAUAGUUCGUUAAUUCCAGAUGUUAUUUUACAUACAUCAAAGUCGAGCAAUUGUACAGCAAUUCUGAUUCCGAAAUAUUGAAGUAAUUUUUUGUUCGAGAUAAGAAAAAUAUUGUAUGUGUACUUACGAUAUAAUUUCAAGUUGCAGAAUUAAGUAUUGACUUAGUUAUGUAAUUCUAUGUUAUACGCUGUAUUAAGCAAAUGUAAGCAUCGUUAGAGACAUCUAGUAAUUUAGUAGUUUAGCACUGAAUUUGAGAGAAUUAUACAUUCUAGGCGUAUGUGUACAUGAAGUAAAUUGUGCGGUUGAGUGUAAUUUUGUGAUUUUUGUUUGUGUAAAAACAUCGCUAAAACGUUUAUGGAUACUUGUGUGUAUAUUCUCUGCUCGAGGUUUCGACACAUCUAGUUUAUAUAAUUCUCUCAAACAAAUAUCUACUAACUUUCGAUAAUAAGAUAUCCUGAUAAGUUGAGAACAUGGUUUGUGUGUAAAAUAUUAUGUGAAGUGCAAUAAUAAUCAUUAUAUGUAUCCUAAUUGCUUACAAAAUCAUCCCUUUGGAUAUAUUGUGAAUUAAUUACUGUAAUGAAAAAUAUCUUCAAAGUAUUAGACAAAAUAUAUUAUUCGAUAUUUUGUUUCAGUAUAACAAAUUCACUCGUUAACGUGCUCGUAUAUCCAAAGGGCUGAAUUUUUAAUGUUCAAUCUUUUCAAAAUUUAUCUUUUACUUUUUAUGAAUCUUAACCCUUCUACAUAUAUAGAGGUGACAACAUUGUUUAAUAACAUGACACCGUAAUGUAAUGACAUUUCGUGUUACCAACACCGAGAAGGGUUAAGGCAAUGAUAAAUGCAGUUACAAAUCUCAACUUUUAUCUGUAUGAGAAAGAGAUUGUGUGAUCGUACUGUCGAUUUUACAUCAGAUUUAAGAUCGGAAGAGACAAAGUGAAAUAAUUGUAUUUGGCGGAAUGUAGUACUAUAUAUCAAAGUGUCUAUUGCAGAAGUGUAAAGGAAUAAAAAUGCGUAUCAAGCUGGGUGUCAGUAAUUAAAUAGCUGUUGUAUGAUUGUAUUUAUAUAUAUAUAUAUAUAUAUAUACAUAUACAUAUAUAUAUAUACACACACACAUAUAUAUAAUGCAUUUGAUGCAGUAGUAAUACGUAUGCGUCUGUAAAGAUCUGAGUGUUUAGGGACAAUUCCAAGAUUUACCGUGUAAUUUAAAAUAGCCAAAAUAUACGUAUAAGUAGUUAUUUUUAUGCCAGUCAAAAUAAUUAUACGAUGAGCCAAGUGAUAAAUUAUGUUUGUUGCGUGAAGCUGCGACUGCAUUCUUACAUCUGUUCGUUUUAAAUGUUACGCGUUUCGUAAAAUUGUUUCUCUUCUCUCUCACCGUUUUUUCUUUCAUACACAUACGUAUUCCGCAAGAAAACGAUUGCGCGCUCAGCAUACUUCCGUCAGACAUAUAAUCAUCAAGAUACAGAGAACUCUUUUUCUAAAAACAAAUUUUUUUGUAACAUAUGACUGUUGUUAUUUUCAUCUCGUUUGACAAUCGAACAAUUGAUUUUCUUCGAUGUACGAUAGUAUAUAGUACGAUGUACGAAUAACACGGUAUAUCAAUCUU